This is a messenger RNA of Dacryopinax primogenitus, 1581 nucleotides long. RefSeq names its product amidase signature enzyme. NCBI's taxonomy places the organism in Eukaryota, Fungi, Basidiomycota, Dacrymycetes, Dacrymycetales, Dacrymycetaceae. The record is from RefSeq and is a predicted model, not a curated record. Bases 1 to 1581 code for a protein of 526 amino acids. The transcript has 4 exons.
AUGUUCACCCUCCUCAUACUGCUUCUCGCUCUCUCCCUCCGCCCCUCCCCUUCCCUAGGCUGGUCAACAUUCGACCCGCGGGAAGCGACAAUCUCCUCGAUCCGCCAUGCCCUGCUGUACCAAAACACCAGCUGCCUGUCCAUCGUCCGCUCCUUCCUGGCCCGGAUAGACGCUUAUGACCAGCAAGGUCCUGCUCUCGACAGCUUCAUCGCCGUCUCCCCCAAUGCGGAGGAUUAUGCCUCUGCGUUGGAUGCUCUGCUUGCCCAGCCCGGAUAUUCCCCAGGGCCGAUGUUCUGCGUCCCCAUAGUCUUGAAAGACAACUACAACACCUUUGACCAACCUACAACCGGGGGCUGUCUAGCGCUCCAAGGCGCUCAGCCCAAAACGGACGCACCGGUCGUCUCGAGGCUCCGGGAAGCCGGAGCGAUCAUUUUGGGCAAAGCGAACAUGAACGAGUUUGCUCUUACUGGACUGUCGGACAGUUCUCUCGGAGGCCAGGUUCGGAACCCGUAUGACUUGACUCGGACCCCUGGGGGCAGCUCAGGAGGGACGGGAGCGGCCGUGGCUGCUAGUCUUGCCGUGUGGGGUACGGGGUCGGAUACGGUCAACUCGAUACGCUCGCCGGCGAGUGCGAACUCGCUCGUGGGGUUGAGGCCUACCAGAGGGCUUAUCACUAGGGAGGGGAUCAUGCCACUUGGCUAUACGCAGGAUGCGAUUGGCCCUCUAGCACGUACGGUACAAGACGUUGCUCUCGCGCUGGAUGUCAUGGUUGGCCCUUCGAAAGGGGACAACGUCUCCGCGCUCGGGGCGCCAUUCGUAGGGAAGAACUAUGAGAACGCUCUGGUCGGAGGGGCGCUGCCGGGUUUGAGGAUCGGGGUAGUGGAGGCUCUCAUCGGGAACAACACAUCGAACGAGACGACCCUCGUUACCUCCGUAUUCAACACCGUACUCACCAAACUCGAGCAAGCCGGCGCCGUCCUGGUGCCUAUCACCGACCCCUCCCUCGCCCAGCCCACAGUAUUCAACAACUACGACGUAGAGAACUGGGAGUUCCGGCAGGAGCUGGACGACUACCUCCAGUCGGGGAUGUUUGACUACCUGCCGUAUGACAGCUUUGAGCAGAUCUUUGACAUCGGCCUAUGGUUGCCUGGGAACGAGGCGGUUCCACCUUGGGUCGCGGCACAGGACCCGGCGACGUAUAACACGCUUUCUCCCGCCUAUCUAGCAAAGCUCGCUGCGAUCGAACAGUUCCGCAUCCAGCUCGCAAUGACGUUCGAGAAUAAUGACGUGUCCGUAUUGUUCUAUCCUCACCAACAGAUUCUACCGGUUUUAAUUGCGCCGAACGCAUCCCAAUCUGGUCGAAAUGGGAUCUUGGCCGCCGUCGCCGGUUAUCCAGCUAUCGGCGUCCCAGGCGGGUUCAGUCCUCCUACAUCCACAGCUCCUAUCGGUAUACCCGUAGGGGUCGAGUUCAUGGGCCGUCCGUUUGGGGAAAGGCAGCUGUUGAAUAUCGCUUAUAGCUUUGAGCAGAUGAAUAGGGCUAGGAGGGCUCCGCUGAGCACUUGGGAUACUGUGCCAUAUUAG